ACAUCUGAAAGUUUUAAACCUGUGAUCGCCGUAGACGAUGCGAAGCAAGACUGGGGGUUCCUCCAACAUUUGGAAUAAAGACAAAUUCCACAUCAUGGACUGCUUCAGACAGAGACAGAUUUAGGAUUUUGCUGCUGACAGAGGGCAUUCUCUGUCACAUUUUUAUUUAAUGGAGGGUAGAUAUAUAGUUGAGGUAGGGCAUGGUAAAAACAUAUACUAAGCGCUGCAAAAAUUUUGAAAUACAUGGGGUAAUAGGCAUUAUUUUUCCCAGCACAGCAUAUUGCUUUAGUGUUUAUGAGAAAAAUGAAGUGUCAAAGGGCUUCUUUGAAGAACAAGUGUUACCUUUAGGAGCAGACCUGCUGUUCUGCACCAGAUGACAAAGGUUUCUACUGCCUGCGAAAGUGAGGACCCCUGCUAAAAUUUCACUGUGGAAGUACUAAUCGUGUUGGGAUUAUUGCCAGCAACAGGAGCUCGUAGUGUUGGACUUGUUUUCAUUGAAUCCUCUACUAAGUGUUAGCUAUUCCUUCUGGUUUGUACACUGCUCAAGGAAUGAAGCACCCUGUUCACUGACCCCGAGCUGUCCCACCCUACCCUCUGCCCUUGCCCGUGGGACUCGGUGACCAUGCUGACCGAGUGUCAAACACCAGAAAGAUCAGAGCCCCGACCCACGCUCAGGCCUGCUGUAACCUCUGCAGCACCAUGUCUCAGGCAGUCGUGGCUCCACUCGAGACCAACAGCUCAUGGCCAGGAGAAGAGUCUGAGGCUCAUCUGAAAUGGGCUGCCUUGCUUAUUGUCAUGGUCAUCAUCCCCACUAUCGGAGGCAAUAUCCUGGUCAUUCUUGCUGUGUCGCUUGAGAGAAAGUUGCAGAAUGCUACAAACUAUUUUCUGAUGUCGCUUGCUGUGGCUGAUCUACUGGUGGGACUCCUAGUGAUGCCUAUUGCCCUUGUCACUGUUCUCUACAAUGCUGGCUGGCCUCUUCCAGAGUUCCUGUGCCCCAUUUGGCUCUUCCUCGAUGUGCUGUUUUCUACUGCAUCCAUUAUGCACCUAUGCGCCAUUUCACUGGAUCGUUACAUUGCCAUCAAGAAGCCAAUCCAGCACAGCCAGUACAAAUCCAGAGCCAAAGCAGUCUUAAAGAUUGCACUGGUGUGGCUCAUAUCCAUUUGUAUUGCAAUCCCAAUUCCAAUUAAGGGGCUAAAGAACUAUCACCUUCCGAACAACAUCACCUUCAACAGUAAUCACACAUGCCUGCUAAAGACUGACACCUUCCGGGAGUUUAUCAUGUUUGGCUCCUUGGCAGCGUUCUUCAUCCCUUUGACCAUAAUGAUGGUCAUCUACCUGCUUACUGUCCAUGUGCUGCGCAAAAAGGUUUACUUGCUCAGGUCAAAGGUGACUCAGCGCUUUAGCUGCCAAACAAUCUCUACAGUUUUUCAAAGGGAACAAGCUGCAGCCUCACUUCAAGUUGAACAACAAAACAUGCUGGACAGCAGACUUCCCAGGAUCCAAGAAAACCCAAAUGCAGGCACAACAAACUCUCCCACAAGAGAUCCAAUCUCUUUUCGUAGAAUGUCAACAAUGGGCAAGAAGUCAAUGCAGACUCUGAGCAAUGAGCAGCGUGCCUCAAAGGUGUUAGGCAUUGUCUUCCUCCUGUUUGUUGUCAUGUGGUGCCCUUUCUUCAUUACUAAUAUCACCUCUGUGCUCUGCACCAGCUGUGAUGCUAAUGUAAUUACCCACCUCAUGGAGAUCUUUGUUUGGGUGGGUUAUGUGUCAUCGGGUAUCAACCCGCUGGUCUACACCCUUUUCAACAAAACUUUCAGACAGGCGUUCACACGUUACAUCACCUGCAAUUACAAAGCCUGUGCUAGUAAUGGGCUAGGAAGACACCCAAGGGCCUUGAUUGCAGAACGGACCCUUACACGGAUUUCAUUAAGGUCUUCCAUGGCAGAAAACUCUAAACUGUUCAUGAAGCGGGGAAUGAAAAAUGGCAUGGGAGCAGUGAGUUACCAAAGUCCAGUAAGGUGCCGGCCAGCACCCAUACAACCAUCCAGCGGUGGUAUGUUAGACUCAAUGCUUCUGACAGAAAAUGAAGCGUGUAAUAAGCACGAGGAACAUGUUAGCUGUGUAUAGAGCUACUUGGGGAAAAGAAAAAAUAAAAAUAAAAAUCCAAUUAAAAAGGAAGCCGCUGAAGAGGAUCAGAUUUAUAGAGUGAAUGUUUUAACUCUUUGAAGACAGACACCAAAAAAGGGAUGAUUGUAACCUGCUAUUGCUCUCAGUUUGAUCAACAAUUAAUUUAAUGCCAGUGCUUAGUGUACACCACACAACAACAAAAUCUUACCAGUUGUCUGAUGUUGCUUUGUUUACAUCAAAUGUUUUAACGGGAAAAAAAACAAGGAAAUUUCUUCAAGUAUGUCAUUUAGGAAACAAGUCUAACUCCUUAUCAAAAUAUUACUCUGUGGGCCAUAUUAAUAUGAAUUCUUCAAGACAACAAAACAUUUUGUAACAUACACAACACAACAUACACUAACUAAACUUAAGAUAGCCUGCAAGGGGUAAAUUAUAAAAAAAUAAAAAUAAAAAGAUACACGCACGAUGAUAUCCCCUGUGAAAGGUCCAAAGUCAACAGACUUUAAUCAACCAGACAAAAACAUGAGGAAUGAAGACUUCGUGCUGACCUGGAAACCCACUGAAUGCAGUAUACGGGGUAUUCCUUUGCUGAUCUUUUUAACUCUGGCUAUUUAAAUAUGCUGUAAACCAUCUCAUGCUUAUAUUUUGUUAAGACAGCCACAGCUCUGCCUUCCAAAGCUCUUCUACCAACUGACACAGAGAACAGACUGCACUCUAAAUGAUACUUAAUGUAUUUACUGGAUCACUGGAAAGUGCUCUUGUAUAUGUAUUACAGCCUGAUAUUUUGACAUGUUAGAGGUUUCCAAAUGAAAGGCUGAACA
This is a messenger RNA of Monopterus albus (swamp eel), 2942 nucleotides long. RefSeq names its product 5-hydroxytryptamine (serotonin) receptor 2B, G protein-coupled (gene htr2b). Bases 700 to 2124 code for a protein of 474 amino acids. Gene Ontology annotation, molecular function: G protein-coupled serotonin receptor activity; neurotransmitter receptor activity. NCBI's taxonomy places the organism in Eukaryota, Metazoa, Chordata, Actinopteri, Synbranchiformes, Synbranchidae. Gene Ontology annotation, cellular component: plasma membrane; dendrite. The record is from RefSeq and is a predicted model, not a curated record. The transcript is spliced from 4 exons. Gene Ontology annotation, biological process: regulation of behavior; vasoconstriction; chemical synaptic transmission.